Aureobasidium uvarum is the source of this 360-nucleotide messenger RNA. The record is from the annotation of a GenBank genome assembly. Lineage: Eukaryota; Fungi; Ascomycota; Dothideomycetes; Dothideales; Saccotheciaceae.
AUGGCUUCAGCGGCUUCGAAGCAGGUGCACCGCAUCACUCUAUUCAAGAUUUCCGAGUCGAGUGAUGUUCAAGCGGUGCUGAACAAGUAUGCCACAAUGGCUCAGGAUGCAAAGAAGAGGAAUGAAACANNGGACGGCAAACCCUACAUCCUUCGAUGCGUAGCAGGACCGGCAGUGGAUGAUGCAAGAAGCCAAGGGUACACUCUGGCAGCGCAAACGACAUUCUCAAGUCUGGACGACAUGAAAUACUACGAUAAUGAAUGCGAGGCACACGCAGCAUUGAAGGGCGUGGCCAAGGGCAAGGUGGAGGGGCCGCCAUUGAUGGUGUGCUUUGACAAUGCCGUUGGUACUUCAUCUUGA